Messenger RNA from Esox lucius (northern pike), 2633 nucleotides. RefSeq names its product NudC domain containing 1 (gene nudcd1). NCBI's taxonomy places the organism in Eukaryota, Metazoa, Chordata, Actinopteri, Esociformes, Esocidae. The record is from RefSeq and is a predicted model, not a curated record. The transcript has 10 exons. The coding region runs from base 347 to 2110 and encodes 587 amino acids.
AAUUGGGUUUGAGAAAGAGGCGAAGAGCGAAGAGGUAGCAAAGGAGCUGACUAAAGGAUUAUUGUGUCAACUGCGGAUUUUAUUUUAUAAUAAAUUAAAUCGCGUCACAUUUCUGAUAUUUGGCUUUUUGUUCAAUUGGUCGUUCACAUUUUCUAUUUACAGUUUCCAAUCUUCCCCUUGUAAUAUCUUUGGUAAGUGAGAACAUUGAAGACGCAUAAUAACCGACUUUCUACAGUCCGUCCGUGAAAUAUUCCGACUGAUACAUACAGGAAGCACAUGUGUAAUUCUGCUCACAUACAUUUUAUUUUAAAGUUAGAUUUCUUUAAUUUAUCAACCGUUCUGUAUCAUGGCGGCAUCAAACUAUUCAUUGAAGAUCAAUAGAAAUAUUUUGGAUCCCAGCUUUGAGAGUUACAGACUGUCCCUGGAUCCCAUACCAACUUACAACGUUGAGCUAGAUGCUGCUGUGGCAGAGGUGAAACUAAAAGACAGUCAAUACACCCUGGACCAUGUACGUGCUUUUGGCAUGUACAACUACCUCCAUAUAGACCCCUGGUAUGAGGACAGUGUUUACUUUGUGGACUGCAAAGGACGAGUGCUGAAUUUCACUGUCACCCUGGACACGGCACUGGGGAAGCCCAGAGAGGUCUUUCGGAUGCCCUUUGAUACCAGCAGGUGUGAAGAGCAUGUCUGUGCCUCUCUUAGCCUCACAUCUGCCACCUGGGCAGCCCUCUCUGACGGUGCAGGCCGACUUUACCUCUUUAGAACCAGCAUGAGGAGGGAGAAUUCCAGUCUGAAGUGGGAGGCCCUGUUUAGUGAGGAAAUGGGGGAGCCCUUCACCAUCCUCCACAGCAUAUCUCACGUCCAGGCUGGAGUCCACUCUAUGGAGGUCCUGCUCCUCCGCAUCCAGAAAGAACCUUUGCCGGACUCUGAGUCCAAGGGAAGCGGCUACUAUGUAUCUCUAGAGUGGAUCACUGUGUCUGAUACAGCGAAACAGGGUCAGGAGAAGUACGAAGUGAGGAAGAGGAGGGAGCUAAGAGGAAAAUCAGUGCCCCACUACGCAGCGGUGGAGCCCCAAGGAAAAGGGCUAAUGGUAGCCUCAGACAAACCCUUUGUCUUCACACACGUAGAUGAGACACUUGUGGAGCAGUCUGCAGCAGAGGCCAUGGAGGUAGAAUCAGCUGCUGAUCCCAUCUACUUCUGGCAGCAGACAAUGGAGGAUAUCACAGUAUCAGUCCGCAUGCCUGAAGGUAUCACCAAAGAUGAUGUGCUCUUCAAACUCUCCAUUCAUAGUGUGAGUCUGGGUGUGAGGGGUUUCACACCCCUCCUGGAGGGGCAGCUGCAUGCCCCCGUGGACCCAGAGGCCAGUGCCUGGAUCAUCAAAGAUGACAAAAGCCUGGAGGUAACUCUCCAGAAGAUGUGCGAGGGGCCUAUGUGGCCUGAGCUUCUGAUGGGGGGAGACAGAAGAGGAGAAAUCUUAAGUGAAGAACAGCCGGACCUACUGAACGAGAGACUGACCUAUCUUACAACUGAAGACUUGAAUGCUAACCCAGACAAGGACAAGCCCCCGUGCAACUCCCAGGAACUGGAGGAUUGCGAUGGCUUCCCAGAGGACAGCUCCAGCGUGACUCGAUUCGAUGGAGACUCGCUCAAGCCCACUCAUGUGGUGAAUUUGGGGAGCCAUCAGUUCCUGUUCACAGUGGACUUGAAUCCGUCUGAGAUGCCUUGUUUCUGCCUGCGUCAUGAUGUGGACGCCCUGCUGUGGCAGCCCCGCCCAGAUAAGCCCAGUGACAUGUGGGAACACAUCGCCACCUUCAACGCCCUUGGCUACGUCCAGGCAUCGAAAUGCGACAAGAAGUUUGCCACUUGCCCCCCAAACUUCUCCUAUGCUGCCCUUGGGGAGUGUCUUCGCCGGGUGUUCAUUUACCGGCAACCAUCGCCUGUCGACACAGUCCUGUUCAAUAGGAAGCAGGGUCGUCAGGUGGGCCAGGUAGCUAAGCAACAGGUCGCCAGUCUGGAUUCCAAUGACCUUGUCUUAGGCUUUAGAGCUACCAAUGAAAGACUGUUCGUCCUGACCUUGAACAACCUGUUUGUUCUGAAGAUCAACAAUUAGAGCUGGGAUAAAUAGCCCAUUUUCACUGACACUUUAGCGAUGAAGAAUUCACAUUAAAAUUCCUUUCUAAACUAAUCUUAACCUACAAUACCGGUCUAAAGUGUGGACACACCUACUUGAUCAAAUAGUAAAACCAAUGAAAUACCCUUGAAUAAGUAGGUGAGUCCAAAAUUUUGGCUGGUGCUCUGUGUCUAGGAAAUAUACCCUUAUAGUGUAUCCAUCCACCAUGCACGCUGUCUAUCCCUAACACAGAGCGUCACCAUAACACAAAGUACAUCUAAACCAAGUGUAUCAAUGUACAUUAAAUUGAGGAAUGCCAUUCAAUUUGUGGAAACGGUUUGAUGUCCUCUAUGACUACACUUGUCUGUCCUUAUGUUUUUCCAUGUCAUUCUAGUGUUAUUCAGAGAAUAUUCUACUAGUAUUGAUGCUGAAUUAUUCAUUUUCUCCAGUGUGCUGUUAAUUAUUCUCAUAGAAACAUUGACCAAACAUUAUCCAUAAUUCUAAUAAAAAUCAAGCAAAUCUA